Messenger RNA from Closterium sp. Naga37s-1, 5466 nucleotides. The record is from the annotation of a GenBank genome assembly. NCBI's taxonomy places the organism in Eukaryota, Viridiplantae, Streptophyta, Zygnematophyceae, Desmidiales, Closteriaceae.
AUGACGGGAGUGGCGUUACGACGGAAUAAGUUAGUGGUGCAACAAGAAAUAAGGUUCGAGCAAGAGGAGAUGAUCGAGGAGCAGGAAGCGUUGAUAGACGAGCACGAGCCUAGCGCGAUGGAGGGCUGGCAGGAGGACAACGGACGGCUGUUAUUGAUCGAUGGCCAUCCUGUAGUGUACCGGGCUUACCACCAGAUAUCAGCGCGGUUACACCACAGCGGUUACAACACCUUCGCACACGACGAGGACGUCAUGGGCACACUCUUCAAAUCCUUCGAGCAGAUCGUCAACCUUCUAGCGAUGCUCCCAACACACGUAGCACUGGUGUUCGACCAUGGGGACCCCACGUUCCGCCACGACUCCUUCCAGGGAUACAAGAGCACGCGCCCGCCUCGCCCUGACGCCGUGUCACGAGCCAUGGAGCUCAUGCAGGCUGCUCUGCGCGCGCUGGAGCUGCCUUCCUUUGCGAUAUCCGGGGUGGAGGCGGACGACGUGAUUGCGACUCUCGCAACAGAGGCGCUGCAGAAUGGCAUGAAGGUGCGCAUAGCAUCGCCUGACAAGGACUUCUUUCAGCUGCUCUCUCCCAACCUCAAGAUGCUGCGACCCACACAACGCCCCAAGCGGGGCAGCCCGCGCUACCCCACGUCGCACUUCUACACAUACGCGGAGGAGGACUUUCGGAGGGACUGGGGUGACGUGGAUCCGCCGCUCUUUGCUGACAUCCUCGCCCUCAUGGGUGACGUCAGCGACAACAUUCCCGGGGCGCGUGGCAUUGGCCGCAAGAACGCACCCAAGCUCGUCCGCAAAUACGGGUCUGUGGAACAAAUACUGGAGCGGCCUGAGCAAAUAUUGGACAAGAGGGGAAGAGAGGCAGUGAUAGCCAGCAGAGACUCUAUAAUCCAAUCAAAGGAACUGGUGUCGCUCCGCAUGAAUGUGCCACAUGGGAAGUCAUGGGACGACCUCCGCUUUCACCCACCCGCAGAUGGUGGUAUCCUGCUCGCGCCUGCCUCCCCACCUCGCUUCCACUCCCCCCUGCGAAAUGCUAGCCCCAACCCCGGGCCUGCCAGUAGAGGCUUCGGUCGUGGUCCCUCUGGCGCCGCCUCUUCGUCGUCCUCCUCGUUCAAUCAGCUAACUCUACUCGCCUCUGGCGACGAUGGGUCAGGAUCCCCGGUUCCAUCAUCAUCAGGAGCACAAUUCGCAGGAGGAGCAGGAGGAGGGGUAGGAAUGGGAAUGGGUAGCCGUACCCCCAUGACCGCCCCUCCUGCUUCUCGCAGCCGCAUGGCUGCUUACUCCUCUCCCUCCCCAGACCCUCGUUACCCCAGUCCUGGUCACUCAUCGGGGUAUGACUCAGAGUCAUCCCCCUCCGUUGCUGACGUGGCAGCUGCGGCGCUGUCUGACGUGUCAGAGGAGGAUUUGCGGACGAGAACCCCGGUGAUGGUGGGGAAGCGGGCGCUGAUGGGAGUGGAGGGCAUGGGCAUGUCGGGGUCGCCUGGGUUCCUGUCAGGGUUCAUAGCGUCUCGCCCCAAAAACGACCGCGCUGAGAUGCUGGACCCCAAGUUCUACCUCGAGUCGUUUGACGCAGUGAGGGCGGAGCUGGAGCAGCUACCGAGCGACACAGUGGCGCUGCAGCAGCUGGGCAUGCACAGCGGGCGGCGGCUGCUGCAGCUGGACGUGAUCACGGAGCAGCUGGCAACGCAGGUCAUGAACCACCACCAGAAAAUGGUGCAAGGAAUGCAGCUGGUGGGGGAGCUGGACCGAGAGCUGCGGGUGGUGUCCGUCAUCUGCCGGAAUGCGAGGAGGCAUCUGAACAAGGCGAUGGAGGAGGUGGCAAGCGACCUGGUGGUGGCUGCCAGUGUCAACAAGAAGAAGAUGCUCACCAGCAUGCUGCCAGUGCUGAUGCGCAUGCAGCUGGUGGUGGACGUGAGGGGCCGCAUGGAUGCGUGCAUCGACGAGGGCGACUUCGCCCGCGCGCUGCGCCUCUGCUCGCACUGCCUCGUGCUCAUCGAACAGAACGCGCAGCUGGCUUCGAUACGAGACAUGAACAUCAGCAUUGAGGAGUGGCUCACCCGAGUGGUGGACCAUGUGGAUGCUCUGCUCUUCACUGUCUGCAAGUCCUUCGACUCGCCUUCUUAUGCAGUCGUGAUUGAUGCGUAUGCAGUGAUGGACGAUGCGGCCACGCUGGCCGACAAGGUGCAGAACUUCUUUGCACAGUCGGUCGUCACCUGCACCUACGACACCCUGCUGCAGUUCCUCGAGCAGGCAAUGGGGGAGGAUGACGGGCACAGAAGCAGGCUGGCCUAUAGUGAGCUGUGUGUGGAGCUGCCGGACGGCGUGUUUCGUCUGUGUCUGCUGCGCACUCUGGGUGUGCUCUUUGACCUGUUCGCAUCACACCACCACAUGAUGACGUGGCGUCACCCCUACGUCAAGCGCCCCAACACCAUGUCCAUGGACCGCUUCCCCCGCAUGGCAGCACCAGACCCCGUGUGUGCCUCGGCGCCUGUCUCUGCCUCCUCCUCCGCCUCCGACCUCCCCCAACUCGCCCGCGUCCCCACUCCACCUCACGGCCUUCCCCGCUCUUCCUCCGUCUCCGUUGCUUCUGGUAGUACUGCUGCUGGUGUUGGUGCUUCUAGUGGUGCUGGUGAGGCAAACGGGGCUGCAGCUUCUGAGGGCGCUGCAGCAGGUGGUGAGGGCAGGGCACCCGGGGAGUCACGAGAGGGGUUGCAUGCGAGGCGGAGGAGCCAGAGCUUGGUGAUCGAGAUCCCUGGGAGUGGUGAGCAGCUGCAGGAGAAAGUCGAGGAGGGGGAUAGUGAGAGGGACAAUGGGGCUGAACCAGGGAAGGUGCAAGACGGGGAGAGAAACAGCGGGAGUGAGGGCGCUGGUGGGUCAGACGGGCAGAGAUCAGGUGUGCAGAGGACAGACGCACAGAGGUCCAGUUCGGAGAGGACAGAUGCACAGGCGCAGCAGCAGACGGGGCACGCGCAGUUGCAGCAGCAGAGGCGGCAGGUGAGGCGGUCGUCAAGUGAGGGGCACAACGAGGCAUGGGGCAGCGCCGGUGCUGCUGCUGCUGCUGGUGCUGAGGCUCUGGUGAGAGACGGCCGCCCUCCCAUCCCCUCUGCAGGGCCUUCUGGGACAGAAGCAGCCGGAGGAGGCGGAGGAGGAGGAGGAGGAGGAGGAAGGGGGGGUUUGGGAGAAGGCAUUACGGCAGCAGCUGUCGCAGCAGCAGCCGCAGCAGCAGCAGGCGUUGGUGUUGGAGGUGGAGACGAUAGAAGCAGAACUCGGGGUGGGGGAGGGGGAGCGGACAUGGCACUGAGAACAGACGAUGUGAUGAUGAUGGGGAGUGACUUUAGAGAGGGGUCGCUGGCAGACCUGCCGCCCAACGUGGCGCGUAAGAUGCGCGUCAGCACCACGGCUGCCGUCUGCCGCGCGCUGCAGAAGAAUAGGAAGGCCGUGUGGGAGCUCGCAGCUCGCAGGGUGGGUGCGCUGCUUGCUGCGCCCGCACUCUGCUCGGGGUCCUCUCAGCAGUUCCUCCAGUGCCUGGAGUGGGUGGACAAGUUCGCAGCAGUGGGAGAGGCAUUUACUGGGGUAGAGGCGGCGGGGCUGCGAACCAAGAUGGUGAAGCAGAGCGAGGUCUACUUCAACACCUUCCACCGCCAGAACCUCAAGCACUCCUCUGAGGAGGCGUACUUCGACGCUUCCCACCACCAGAAGAACCGCAAGUCGUCCUCCUCUUCAGUAGGGGGUAGAGAGAGUGGGGGAGCAGAGGGUGUGAGUUCGGGUGGUGAGGGAGCGAAGGAGAGAAGGGAUUUCCGAGAGUGGUUGGAGCGAGGAAACCCGUUUGCAGCAGUGGAGGCAGGGGAGGAGGAGGCAGCGGAGGGGAGGGAGGGAGGGGAGAGAGCGGAGGGUGGUGAAAGGAGCAGGAGCGGGAGUGGCGGAGGGACUGGGGGCAGGGAAGGGGGAGCGGGAGCUGGGUCUGGUGGCGCUGCAGUGUCAGCAUCAGGGGCAGCAGCAGGGACGAGGGAAGGUGGAGACGGGAGCAGCAGAGGGCAAGCAGGGAACCCGCAGGGACGGAUUCUUCCAGGGGGGCGAGCAGAGUCAGACAGAGGAAGCCAAGGAAACCGGAGCCAAGCCCAAGCGAGGGGAGGAGGAGUGAGGGGCAGGGUCAGUGCAGAUGGUGAUGGGGUGGGGGAGGGAGAGGAGGACGAGGACGAGAGGGAGGAGCUCAUGGCGGAUUAUAUCGACGAGGAGGAGGUGGGGGUGUCGGCGGCUGUGCUGGCGGGUAGGGGCAGGCGGAGGUCGGAGGAUGGAGGGGGGGAUGUGGGGGGGAGAGGCGGGCUGGAUACAGGCCUGGCGCUCACUGGCGCUGCUCUCACUGUCAUCAGGCUCAUGGAUCGUUACACGCGCCUCAUGGGGCUGCUGCCUCCCAUUGCUUCCGGGAUCUUCGCUGGUCUGUGUCAGCUGUUUGACCUCUACCUCGUGACAGUCUUUCGGCUGUUUGGCAGCCCUGAUGCCGUCAGCACCCUGCGCUCCUCCGACCCCGCUGCUGCCGCCCUCCUGACCCCCAAGCUGCGCACCACGCUGGCACGUGUCGCGCAGGGAUUGGACGACGCGCGCAACAAGCCCAUCUCGUCCCUAUCCCCCACCGGCACUCCCUCCGCGACUGGCGCAGCGGCAGCAGCAGCACUGGGAGAAGCAGCUGCCGCGGCUGCAGCAGCAGCAGUGGAGGCGGUGGGGGGGGUGAUUGGUGGUGGGAGCAGUGGCAGCUUGGCAGGGGGCGGUUCGAACAAUGUACUGGUUUCUUCUUCAAACAUGUUUGGACUAAAGGAGCGCUGUGUGGCGAUGGAGUCACUCAUGUGGCUGACAGACAUGCUGCGGCAGACCAAGCCGCGCUUCCAGUCGCUGCUCGCCCCGCCUGCCUGGACCGCCAUGGACGUCUUCUAUGCGCGCACGCUGGACGCUGUACCAGACCUGUGGGAGCAUGUGCUGCGCACGCUGGUGAAGCUGCUGCUGAACAUAGCCGGCACGGCGGACCGCAUCGCCGCUGUCAACUGGGAGCCGGCUGACAUCGGCACACAGCACAACAUCUAUGUGGAGAAUCUGGUUGCGGAGUUCCGCCUCUUCGCCCACCGCCUGGGGCAGUCUGGAGCGCCUCGACAGGUGCAGGACCAGCUGGUGGCAUAUGGGCUGGACGAGCUCUGUGAUGUGAUGCUUGAUGGCAUCUGCCGGGUCAAGAAGUGCAACAGCAAUGGCCGCGCCCUCAUGUCCCUUGACCUUCAGGUGCUGGUGCAGGGUCUGCAACCCAUAGUGGGGCGGGGGGCAGUGAAGGGCCUGCAACUAGUCGACAACUACAUCAAGGUGUGUGCUCUCUGCUCGCCCUGCUUACCCUGCUUGCCCCGCUCGCCCCUCUCUACCUGCUUCACUCUGCUCUCUCUGUUGCCGGCUGGUUGCGUGGACAAUGAAGGGCUGUGA